UUAUGUCCUUGUUUCUAUAUGGUUGUUUUGUGCUAGAUAGUAGCUUAGCUAGUUUAAUUAUGUGUCCCAGGGCCUACUAAAUGCAGUGAAUGUUGUCUUUCCUAAGUGCAACCAAAGGUUCUGCCUUAGGCAUAUCUAUGCAAACUUCCAAAAUGCUGGUUUUAGGGGGGAAGAUUUGAAAAAGUAUAUGGAUAAUGUUGCCUAUGCAUAUAGUGAACACAAAUUUAACAUUGCAAUGAAUGACCUUAGAGAUGAAUGUGAGCAAGCUUGGGAGUGGCUUUGUCAAAUACCCAAGAAAACAUGGGCAAGGCAUGCAUUUGACAUAAACAGCAAGACUGGCCUUGUAGUUAACAAUUUGUCUGAGGUGUUCAACAAGUAUGUCCUAGAUGUUAGGAAGAAACCAAUUAGGAAAAUGUGUGAUGGAAUAAAGGAUAAGCAGAUGAUGAGAUGGCAUAGGAAUAGGGAGAGUGGAAAGAAUGCUAGAUGGGACAUAACACCCCAUUAUAGUGAGAAGCUAUAGGUUGAGAAGGAGAGGGCCAAAUAUUGCAAACCAAUUCAAGCUGGUGUGGACUUGUGCCAAGUUACAAGUGGGCAGCAAACCCAUGCUGUUAACUUGCAAUUGCACACAUGUGGGUGCAGAAAAUGGGACCUCACUGGCAUCCCAUGUAACCAUGCCAUCUCAGCAAUAAACAAGGGCAAAAGAAAACCAGAGGAUUAUGUAAGCAAGUUCUUCAAGAAAGCAUUUUAUGUGGCAACUUAUGAACCAAUGAUCUAUCCAGUUCCUGGUGAGCAUGACUGGACAAGGACCCCUGGUCUAGACAUUGACCUGCCUGCAUUUAAAGUGAAGAGAGGAAGAAAGAAAGAGAAGAGGAUCAAGGGGAAAUUUGAAGUUCCAAAGCCUAAGGACACAUCAAGAAUGGGGACUAUAACAUGUGGCAAUUGUGGACUGCAAGGACAUAGGUACACAAGCUGCAUGAAGCAGUUGAAGCCUGAGCUGGCUUUGAGGAAGAACAAACAUGUGCCUCUUGCAAGGAAUUCCAAUGUUGGUGCUGCUACUACUACACCAGCAGCAAGAACUUCUCAUACAGCCCCUACAACAACACCAAUAGAUGGAACAGGAGGUGCUGGGAGAGGAGUUGGGAGAGGUGCUGCUGGGAGAGGUGCUGGUAGGGGUGUUGCACCAGGUGCUGGGAGAGGUGCUGGGAGAGGGAGAGGUACAUUCUCUGCCCCAAGGCAAUCUGGUCCCUCCACAUCUACUACUCCCUCCACAUCUACUACUCCCUCCACAUCUACUACUGGGAGAGGUGCUGGUGGUAGACAUAGUGGAUGGAGGAGCUACUUCUAUGCAAGUGGUAACUAGAUACUUCAUGUGUGUGUUCUUGCAUCCUGUGAUACAAUGUGAUCUUGCUUUGGUGGUGUACUUUAAGAAUCAAUGCCAUAUUAUGCUGGAGUUAUUAAUAUGCUGGAGUUAUUAA
Molecule: messenger RNA, 1475 nt
Organism: Triticum dicoccoides
Lineage: Eukaryota; Viridiplantae; Streptophyta; Magnoliopsida; Poales; Poaceae
Exons: 2
Coding region: 767-1360 (197 amino acids)
Source: RefSeq, a predicted model, not a curated record